Messenger RNA from Balaenoptera acutorostrata (minke whale), 1532 nucleotides. RefSeq names its product cyclin-Y-like protein 1. The transcript has 10 exons. Gene Ontology annotation, cellular component: plasma membrane. The coding region runs from base 1 to 1092 and encodes 363 amino acids. The record is from RefSeq and is a predicted model, not a curated record. Lineage: Eukaryota; Metazoa; Chordata; Mammalia; Artiodactyla; Balaenopteridae. Gene Ontology annotation, biological process: regulation of cyclin-dependent protein serine/threonine kinase activity; regulation of canonical Wnt signaling pathway. Gene Ontology annotation, molecular function: cyclin-dependent protein serine/threonine kinase activator activity; protein kinase binding.
AUGGGGAACUCGCUGUCUUGUUGCCUGUGCCCCAAUGCCAGCCCCAAGUUGGGCCGGCGCAGGGGGCCAGCGGAGCCGGACUGCGAGUCUGAGGUGUACAAGGCGGCGGCCGGGAACGCGGUGGCAGUAGCUCCGGCGGUGGCUACCGUGGAACCCGCCGAGUUGGAUUUCGCAGGUGGCGAAGGCCACCACCUGCACCACAUCAGCGACCGGGAGAUGCCCGAAGACUUAGCUUUGGAACCAAACCCUUCUGACCACCCAAGAGCAAGCACAAUCUUUCUGAGCAAAUCUCAAACAGAUGUGCGGGAAAAGAGGAAGAGCGACCAUUUAAACCAUGUAUCUCCAGGGCAGCUUACUAAAAAGUAUAGCUCAUGCUCAACAAUAUUUCUAGAUGACAGCACAGUCAGCCAGCCUAAUCUUAGAACCACAGUAAAAUGUAUGACCUUAGCAAUAUAUUACCACAUAAAGAACAGAGAUGCAGAUAGAUCCUUGGAUAUUUUUGAUGAGAGAUUACAUCCACUCACACGAGAAAAGAUUCCAGAGGAAUACUUCGAGCAUGAUCCUGAACACAAAUUCAUUUACAGAUUUGUUCAUAGGCUUUUUAGUGCCGCACUGCUAACUGCUGAAUGUGCAGUAGUAACUUUGGUUUACUUAGAAAGGCUUUUAACUUAUGCUGAGAUCGACAUUUGCCCCACUAACUGGAAAAGAAUUGUUUUGGGAGCCAUUCUUCUUGCCUCCAAGGUUUGGAACGAUCUGGCUGUAUGGAAUAUGGACUACUGCCAGAUCCUCAAGGACGUUACAGUUGAGGACAUGAAUGAGAUGGAAAGGCACUUCCUGGAGCUACUUGAGUUUAAUGUUAAUGUUCCUUUCAGUGUGUAUGCCAAAUACUACUUUGACCUUCGCUCCUUAGCACAUGACAACAACCUGAAUGUUCUAUUCCCUCCUCUUAGCAAAGAAAGAGCACAGAACUUAGAGGCCAUUUCCAGAUUGUGUGACGACAAAUACAAAGACGUGUGUAGAGCUGCUAUGAGAAGGUCUUUCAGCGCUGAUCAUUUCAUUGGUAUUCGGCGCUCCAAUGCCAUCCUCUCUUAAGGGAGAAGUGAGGGGUUGUAACAUCAUAAACCCCUCGAAACAAAGACUGGAGAAAUAUCACCUCUCCUGCUCAGAAACCAGCAAAGUUAGUAUUUUCACCUUAAAGAAAGACAUUGAAUUCAAGAGACUCAUGGACAAGCGAAGAUUAUGCUCAUAGGAAAGAACGGGACCUCGUCAAUGUAACACGCUCUUCUGUCCUUUUUAUUGUAAACAGAGUUACAAAAACCACUCCAAAGCUAAAAGCUCCCAAUCCACGCACAGAUAUCUGCUCCCAAUCCACACACAGUUAUCUGAUAGCUGUAAACUAUGUGAGGUUUAUUAAUUAAUAGUUUAAAUUUUUAGACUUUAAAGACACUAACUAUAUAACUUUUAUGUUUUUCUUACCUCACUGUCCCAUACUGCUGCAUAUUCCUUUAGAAUCAGUGCAGUAUUACCAUCAA